This is a messenger RNA of Aspergillus mulundensis, 543 nucleotides long. It is a transcript of the gene cyp3, whose product is annotated as putative peptidyl-prolyl cis-trans isomerase. NCBI's taxonomy places the organism in Eukaryota, Fungi, Ascomycota, Eurotiomycetes, Eurotiales, Aspergillaceae. Bases 1 to 543 code for a protein of 180 amino acids. Gene Ontology annotation, cellular component: intracellular membrane-bounded organelle. Gene Ontology annotation, biological process: protein peptidyl-prolyl isomerization; protein folding. The record is from RefSeq and is a predicted model, not a curated record. Gene Ontology annotation, molecular function: peptidyl-prolyl cis-trans isomerase activity. The transcript has 4 exons.
AUGAGUAACAAUACUACCAGCAACCCAAUCGUGUUCUUUGAUGUUGCUCUCGGUGGCUUCUCUACAGGUGAGCCGUUGGGUCGUCUGAAAUUGGAACUCUUCGCGGAUGUGACUCCUCGAACUGCUGAAAACUUCCGUCAGUUCUGCACCGGAGAGAGCAAGAACCAACAAGGCCGACCUCAGGGCUACAAAGGCAGUAGAUUCCACAGAGUAAUCAAGGACUUUAUGAUCCAAGGGGGUGACUUCAUCAAUGGCGAUGGCACAGGCUCGUGUACCAUCUAUGGCACCCCGAAGUUCCCAGAUGAGAAUUUCGCUCUCCGCCAUGAUCGUCCAGGGUUACUGAGCAUGGCUAAUUCUGGACCGAAUACAAACGGCUGCCAGUUCUUCAUCACGACGACUGCGACUCCGUUUCUAAACGACAAACAUGUUGUCUUUGGUCAAGUAGUUGAUGGAGUAGACAUCGUGCGAAUGAUUGAGAAUACCCGCACCACGAGGGACAAACCAAAUCAAGAUGUCACCAUCAUUCAGUGCGGGGAGAUGUAG